GGUUGAGUCAAGAUGGCGGCCAAGGUGGCGAAGCAGCAGCAGCGCCGGCGGCGGCGGCGGCUGGCGUGAGCUCCCGGCUCGGCCGGGCCGAGCGAGCUCCGGACCGGGGACGCGCGCCCGGGCCGCGUCCUGCUCCUCGGGCCGGGGAGCGCGCCGGCUCCCGCGCUCCGCCAGCUCCCGGUGGUUUCCUAGAAACAUGAUUGUUUAUUGGACUUGAUCUCACGGCCCAGUGAGGACUUCUUUACUGAUAAUGUCAAGUUCAGGCUAUCCUCCCAACCAAGGAGCAUUCAGCACAGAGCAGAGCCGCUACCCUCCCCACUCCGUCCAGUACACCUUUCCCAGCACCCGUCACCAGCAGGAAUUCGCAGUCCCCGAUUAUCGUUCUUCUCAUCUCGAAGUCAGCCAGGCAUCCCAGCUCUUGCAGCAGCAGCAGCAGCUGCGCAGACGACCUUCCUUGCUUUCAGAAUUUCACCCAGGUUCUGACAGGCCUCAGGAGAGGAGAAGUGGAUAUGAGCAGUUCCAUCCAGGCCCGUCCCCGGUGGACCACGAGUCCCUGGAGUCAAAGCGGCCUCGCCUGGAGCAGGUUUCCGACUCCCACUUCCAGCGGGUCAGCGCCGUCCUGCCGCUGGUGCACACGCUGCCCGAGGGCCUGAGGGCUUCUGCAGAGGCGAAGAAGGACCCAGCAUUUGGAGGCAAACAUGAAACGCCAUCCUCUCCAAUCUCUGGGCAGGCAUGCGGUGAUGAUCAAAAUGCUUCGCCUUCAAAACUUUCAAAGGAAGAGCUAAUACAGAGUAUGGAUCGUGUAGAUCGAGAAAUUGCAAAAGUAGAACAACAGAUCCUUAAAUUGAAAAAGAAACAACAACAGCUUGAAGAAGAAGCAGCGAAACCUCCUGAGCCGGAGAAGCCUGUGUCCCCUCCUCCUGUCGAGCAGAAACACCGCAGUAUUGUCCAAAUAAUUUAUGAUGAGAAUCGGAAAAAAGCAGAAGAAGCCCAUAAAAUUUUUGAAGGCCUUGGCCCAAAAGUUGAACUGCCACUCUAUAACCAGCCAUCAGAUACCAAGGUGUACCAUGAGAACAUAAAGACUGGCGUACCUGCAAGGCGCAUGAUGAAAAACCAGGUGAUGAGGAAAAAACUCAUUUUAUUUUUUAAAAGAAGAAAUCAUGCAAGAAAACAAAGGGAGCAAAAAAUCUGCCAACGUUAUGAUCAGCUCAUGGAGGCAUGGGAGAAAAAGGUGGACAGAAUAGAAAAUAAUCCUCGGAGAAAAGCUAAAGAAAGCAAAACAAGGGAGUACUAUGAAAAGCAGUUCCCAGAGAUUCGAAAACAAAGAGAACAGCAAGAGAGAUUUCAGCGAGUUGGGCAGAGGGGAGCUGGCCUUUCAGCCACCAUCGCCAGGAGUGAGCAUGAGAUAUCGGAAAUUAUUGAUGGGCUUUCCGAGCAGGAGAAUAAUGAGAAACAAAUGCGGCAGCUCUCUGUGAUCCCACCUAUGAUGUUUGAUGCAGAACAAAGACGGGUCAAGUUCAUUAACAUGAAUGGGCUUAUGGAGGACCCCAUGAAGGUCUAUAAAGACAGACAGUUUAUGAAUGUUUGGACUGACCACGAGAAGGAGAUCUUUAAAGACAAGUUUAUCCAGCAUCCAAAAAACUUCGGACUAAUUGCAUCCUACUUGGAAAGGAAGAGUGUUCCUGAUUGUGUUUUAUAUUACUACUUAACCAAGAAAAAUGAGAAUUAUAAAGCCCUAGUAAGACGAAAUUAUGGAAAACGAAGAGGGAGAAACCAGCAGCAAAUUGCCCGACCCUCACAAGAAGAAAAAAUUGAAGAAAAAGAAGAGGAUAAAGCAGAAAAAACAGAAAAAAAAGAAGAGGAAAAGAAAGACGAAGAAGAAAAAGAUGAGAAGGAGGACUCUAAAGAAAAUACCAAGGAAAAGGACAAGAUGGAAGGUGCAGCUGAGGAAGCUGAGGAGCGGGAGCAGGCCACCCCACGGGGCCGAAAGACAGCCAACAGCCAAGGCCGCCGCAAGGGCCGCAUCACCAGGUCCAUGACCAGCGAGGCGGCCGCCAGUGCUGCCGCCGCGGCCGCCACCGAGGAGCCCCCGCCGCCUCUGCCCCCGCCCCCAGAGCCUGUUUCUGCAGAGCCUGUGGAAACCUCUCGAUGGACAGAAGAAGAAAUGGAAGUUGCUAAAAAAGGUCUAGUAGAACAUGGUCGUAACUGGGCAGCAAUUGCCAAAAUGGUGGGAACUAAAAGUGAAGCCCAGUGUAAAAACUUCUACUUUAACUAUAAAAGGCGGCACAAUCUUGACAACCUCCUGCAGCAGCAUAAACAGAAAACUUCACGAAAGCCUCGCGAAGAGCGCGAUGUGUCUCAGUGCGAAAGCGUAGCAUCCACUGUUUCUGCUCAAGAGGAUGAAGAUAUUGAAGCCUCCAAUGAAGAAGAAAAUCCAGAAGACAGUGAAGGUGCUGAAAAUAGUUCUGAUACAGAAAGUGCUCCUUCUCCUUCACCAGUUGAAGCUGUCAAGCCCAGUGAAGACAGCACUGAAAAUGCCGCUUCUCGAGGAAACGCUGACCCUGUGGCUGAACUUGAAUCCACCACAGAAACUGUGCCCAGCUCGUCUCCUGCCUCAGCAGUCCCAAGUUCCAAACCAGCUGAAAGUGACAGCGUGGAGACCUCGGCCCAGGACAGGAUCCGGGCCGAACCUGCUGAGCCCAUGGAGCUGGAGCAGCCCAAACACAGAGCUGACGCCAGCUCUGGCCUCGACCUCCCGGCAGCCCCCAGAGCAGACGCUGCAGGUGCUGAAGCAAGGGUCCCAGAAAACAGCACAGCUCAAGUGGAAGAUGAUGCCAAAGAACGAGACUUGGAGAGAGCCAGUGAGAAGACAGAGCCCAGAGACGAAGAUCUGGUUGUGACUCCACACGUGAAUGCGCAGAGGCCUGAGCCGCAGUCGGACAAUGACUCCAGUGCCACAUGCAGCGCCGACGAGGAGGUGGACGGGGAGCCCGAGAGGCAGAGAAUGUUUUCUAUGGACUCAAAGCCUUCAUUGUUAAACCCCACUGGCUCUAUACUGGUCUCGUCCCCAAUAAAGCCAAAUCCGUUGGACUUGCAGCAACUUCAGCAUCGAGCUGCUGUUAUCCCACCAAUGGUUUCCUGCCCCCCAUGUAGCAUGCCCAUCGGCACCCCCGUGAGUGGCUACGCGCUCUACCAGCGGCACAUCAAGGCCAUGCACGAGUCCGCACUCCUGGAGGAGCAGCGGCAGAGGCAGGAGCAGAUCGACUUGGAUUGCAGGAGCUCGGCGAGUCCCUGCGGCCCCUGCAGGAGCCCCGGCAGGGAGUGGGAAGUCCUCCAGCCUGCUCCACACCAAGUGAUAACUAACCUCCCUGAAGGGGUCCGGCUUCCAACAACGCGGCCAACCAGGCCACCUCCUCCGCUCAUCCCAUCGUCCAAAACCACAGCGGCCUCAGAAAAGCCAUCUUUCAUCAUGGGAGGCUCCAUCUCACAGGGAACACCCGGCACUUACUUGACCUCUCAUAGUCAGGCUUCCUAUCCUCCAGAGCCAGCCAAGCCCUCCGUGGGCUCCAUCUCCCUCGGCCUGCCCCGGCAGCAGGAGGCCACCAAGCCAGCCACUGUGCCCUACAUCAAGCAGGAGGAGUCUUCACCACGGGGCCACAGCUCGCAGCCCGAGGGGUUGCUGGUGAGGGCCCAGCACGAAGGCGUGGUUAGAGGUACCGCAGGAGCCAUCCAAGAAGGAAGUAUAACGCGGGGAACUCCCACCAGCAAGAUCUCAGUGGAAGGCCUCCCUUCCCUCCGGGGCUCCAUCACACAGGGCACCCCAGCUCUGUCCCAGGCUGGCAUUCCCACGGAGGCGCUGGUGAAAGGGUCCAUCUCUAGAAUGCCUGUCGACGAGAGCAGCCCUGAGAAAGGCAGGGAGGAAGCUGCGGCCAAAGGCCACGUCAUCUACGAAGGCAAGAGUGGACACAUACUGUCGUACGACAAUAUUAAGAAUGCCCGAGAAGGGACCAGGAGUCCAAGAACUGCUCACGAAAUUGGUUUAAAAAGAAGCUACGAGUCAGUGGAAGGAAAUCUAAAGCAGGGGGUGUCCAUGAGGGAGUCCCCUGUGUCAGCACCGCUGGAAGGGCUGAUCUGCCGAGCGCUGCCCCGGGGGAGCCCCCAUCCUGACCUCAAGGAGAGGACUGUGCUGUCCGGCUCCAUAAUGCAGGGCACUCCAAGAGCAACAACUGAAAGCUUCGAGGAUGGCCUUAAAUAUCCCAAACAGAUUAAACGGGAGAGCCCCCCCGCCCGAGCAUUUGAAGGUGCCAUUACCAAAGGAAAACCAUACGAUGGCGUUACCACCAUCAAAGAAAUGGGCCGCUCCAUUCACGAAAUUCCACGGCAAGAUGUUUUAACUCAGGAAAGCCGGAAAACUCCAGAAGUGGUUCAGAGCACGAGGCCCAUAAUUGAGGGUUCCAUCUCUCAGGGCACACCAGUAAAGUUUGACAGCACCUUGGGUCAGUCCGCCAUCAAACACAACGUCAAGUCCCUCCUCACGGGGCCUGGCAAACUGCCCCGUGGAAUGUCUCCGCUGGAGAGUGUGCCAGAGAACAUAAAAGUGGUGGAACGGGGCAAGUACGAGGACAUGAAGGCAGGCGAGCCGGUGCGUCCCCGGCACACAUCGGUGGUGAGCUCAGGCCCCUCUGUCCUGAGGUCAGCCCUUCACGAGGCUCCCAAAGCCCAGCUGAGCCCGGGGGUGUAUGAGGACCCCGGCGCCCGACGGACCCCCGUGAGUUACCAGAACUCCCUGUCCAGAGGCUCGCCCAUGAUGAGCAGGACUUCCGAUGUAACAGUUUCUUCUAGCAAGUCCACCAACCAUGAGAGAAAAUCAACUCUGACCCCCACCCAAAGGGAAAGUCUCCCCGCGAAGUCUCCCGUCCCCGGGGUGGACCCCGUGGGGAGCCACGGCCCCUUCGACCCCCACCCCAGGGGCAGUGCUGCGGGGGAGGUGUACCGGAGCCACCUGCCCACACACCUGGAGCCCACGGUGCCGUUCCACAGGGCGCUGGAUCCCGCAGCUGCUUACCUGUUUCAGAGACAGCUUUCACCAACUCCAGGCUAUCCAAGUCAGUAUCAGCUUUACGCCAUGGAGAACACGAGACAGACGAUCCUCAAUGAUUACAUCACCUCGCAGCAGAUGCAGGUGAACCUGCGCCCAGAUGUGGCCAGAGGGCUCUCUCCCAGAGAGCAGCAGCUGGGUCUCCCGUACCCCGCCACAAGAGGAAUUAUCGAUCUGACCAACAUGCCCCCGGCGAUUCUGGUGCCUCACCCUGGGGGGCCGAGCACACCACCCAUGGACAGAAUCACGUACAUUCCUGGGACGCAGAUCACCUUCCCGCCCAGGCCGUACAGCUCCGCGUCCCUGUCCCCAGGACACCCAGCACAUCUCGCUGCAGCUGCAAGUGCCGAAAGGGAGCGGGAGCGGGAGAAGGAGCGGGAGCGGGUCACUGUGGCUUCCUCAGACCUCUACCUUCGACCAGGCUCAGAACAGCCCGUGAGACCGGGGAGUCACGGGUACGUCCGUUCCCCGUCCCCAUCAGUCCGGACGCAGGAGCCCGUCCUGCAGCAGAGACCCAGCGUUUUCCAGGGAACCAACGGCACCAGUGUCAUCACGCCCCUGGAUCCGGCCGCGCAGCUGCGGGUCAUGCCACUCCCUGCCGGGGGCCCCUCCAUCAGCCAGGGCCUGCCCGCCUCCCGCUACAACACUGCCGCCGACGCCUUGGCUGCUCUUGUGGACGCCGCAGCCUCCGCCCCCCAGAUGGAUGUUUCCAAAUCAAAAGAGAGUAAGCACGACGUGGCCAGGGUGGAGGACGCUGUACGAAGCAGGUCGGUGGCCGUUAGUGAGCAGCAGCAGCUGGAGCAGAGGAGCCUGGAGGUGGAGAAGAGGGCUGCCCAGUGUCUGUACACGUCUUCAGCCUUCCCAAGCGGCAAGCCCCAGCCCCACUCGGCGGUAGUUUAUUCCGAGGCUGGGAAAGAUAAAGGGCCUCCUCCAAAGUCCAGAUACGAGGAGGAGCUGAGGACCCGGGGGAAGACCACCAUCACGGCAGCUAACUUCAUAGAUGUCAUCAUCACCCGGCAGAUUGCCUCGGACAAGGACGCGAGGGACCGUGGCUCACAGAGCUCAGACUCCUCCAGCAGCCUGUCUUCUCACCGCUACGAAGCACCCAGCGAUGCCAUUGAGGCCAUCAGCCCGGCCAGUUCCCCUGUGCCGCCCCCAGAGAAGCUGCAGGCCCACCCGCCCGCGGCGGUCAGGGCACCUCCGGCAGAAAGUGAGUCCCCCAGGCCAUACGAAGGACCUGUCCAUCACUACCGGCCACAGCAGGAGCCGCUCUCGCCCCAGCCGUCCCCCGCCCAGGCAGAGGGGCUGGGCCACGUGCCCAGGACCCACCGGCUCAUCACCCUUGCCGACCACAUCUGUCAAAUUAUCACACAGGAUUUUGCUAGAAAUCAAGUCUCUCAGCCUCCCCAGCAGCCCCCCACUUCUACAUUCCAGAACUCGCCAACUGCUUUAGUGCCCACGCCUGGGCGGACGAAAACGUGCACUCGCUACAGCCCGGAGCCCCAGUCUCCGUCUGUCCACCAUCAGAGAGCAGGCCCACGGGUCUCUCCGGAAGCUCUGAUGGACAAAUCCCGGGGAAGGCCUGGGAAGUCCCCAGAGAGGAGCCACGUCUCUGCAGAGCCCUACGAGCCUGUCUCGCCGCCCCAGGCCCCCGCAGCGCCCGAGAAGCAGGAUGUGCUGCUGCUGCCCCAGCGGGCAGCCGAGGCCGCCGAGCAGAGGAAUGAUUCCCGCUCACCAGCGAGUAUGAACUACCUGCCUGCCUUCUUCACCAAGCUUGAGAACACUUCACCCAUGGUUAAAUCAAAGAAGCAGGAGAUUUUUCGUAAGUUGAACUCCUCUGGUGGAGGUGACUCUGAUAUGGCAGCUGCUCAGCCUGGAACGGAGAUCUUUAACCUGCCGGCGGUCACCACCUCAGGCUCAGUUAGCUCUAGAGGUCAUUCUUUUGCUGACCCUGCCAGUAAUCUCGGGCUGGAAGACAUCAUCAGGAAGGCGCUCAUGGGAAGCUUCGAUGACAAAGUCGAGGAGCACGGGGUGGUGCUGGCCCAGCCCAUGGGGGUGCUGCCCGGGGCCAGCACCCCAGUCAUGUCCAGUGGGGAGGCCCGCAGAGAGGAAGGGAACCCCUCACCCACUCCAGGAGGAGGAGUGUGCAAACCAAAGCUUAUCAGCAAGUCAAACAGCAGGAAAUCGAAGUCUCCUAUCCCUGGGCAGAGCUACCUGGGGGCGGAGCGGCCAUCCUCCGUCUCCUCGGUGCACUCAGACGGGGACUUCCACAGGCAGACGCCCGGCUGGGCCUGGGAAGACCGGCCCUCCUCCACAGGCUCCACUCAGUUUCCCUACAACCCCCUGACCAUGCGGAUGCUCAGCAGCACACCACCAGCCCCGCUGGCCUGCGCCCCCUCCGCCGUGAGCCCGGCCGCCGCUCACCAGCAGAGCAGGAUCUGGGACCGCGAGCCCGCCCCGCUGCUUUCGGCGCAGUACGAGACACUGUCGGACAGCGAUGACUGACCUGGGUGCGGGGGAAGGGCUCUCUAGUUCUUGGUCUUAUUUCUAAUUGCAGGUCAAAAACUUGCACUCCUAUGACUUGUGCCCAGAGACUUUCCCGGAGAGCCAGGGCCACAGCUGAUGAAGAAAUGAUGGAGUUUUAUUUGGAGAGUCAAAUGGGGAAAGAAAAAAAAAAACUGCCUUUGAAGCAGGCAAUUCAGUGGAUUAUGGUAAUAGUGGAGAGUUGAAAUGCUGAAGAGAAAGCUGUAGAGUUUUAAAAAAGUGGACAAUUCCUGUUCCUACAUCUGUUUGUAAAGAAAACCAUAAUGUCUUUAAAUCAUUCAGCUGUAAAUAGAUGACCUUUUUGCAGUGUUUCCCCUUGCUGUAGUAUCUGGUGUACUUAAGUUCAAAUCAGCGCAUCAACUUUGGGGGUAAUUUUUAAAAAUCUUUUUGUCUAUCUUUUUAAUCCUUGCCUUCUAAACAACCUCAUACAGCCUAGUUAAAUAAUGUUGGCUGUCACGGGCAUUGUACUUUUAUCUGAUUUUGUUUCCUCUAAAUUCAAUUUCCCAGUGAUGUUUAAAAUCUUGUGAAAAUGUUUAGAUUUUUAACACAGACCCUGUCAAAAAAAUCUGUACAUUAACAUGUUAGGGUCAAAACGUAGGAGAAACAAAAUUCUGCCAUAUUGUAAACUUCCAGUGCAGGCUUUUUUUUUAAAUUAGUAGCACUGAAAAAAAUAUUACUGCAUGGGUAUGUUAUAGUUCCAUUUUUAAAGUUCUAAAAGCUUAUUUGAGGCAUACCUCACUGUUAUGCACACUGGUAACUUAACCAUGCCCCUCAGUAUUCUUUUUCUCCUGCAUCUGAUACAGCCCACAAAGCUUUUGUUUUGAAAUAAAUUUGACAACUACCCUG
Molecule: messenger RNA, 8488 nt
Organism: Choloepus didactylus (southern two-toed sloth)
Lineage: Eukaryota; Metazoa; Chordata; Mammalia; Pilosa; Megalonychidae
Gene: NCOR1
Product: nuclear receptor corepressor 1
Exons: 47
Coding region: 251-7603 (2450 amino acids)
Biological process (GO): negative regulation of transcription by RNA polymerase II
Molecular function (GO): nuclear thyroid hormone receptor binding; transcription corepressor activity
Source: RefSeq, a predicted model, not a curated record